UUGUCAGGCGUUACUGAUGUGGACUUGGGAUAACAGGAUUUUCUUGCUUUGAAUCAGUCCUCCUGGUUUAUUCAUCAAACAUAGACUACAUACGUGUUAUUGAUUAAAUACAUUUAAAAACAGGCCGUGGUUGAUAAAGUGUGACAAUCCUGCAGCAGCAGGCGGAUACUUCAGGCAUCCUGGCAGGCGACGGCCAGGGCAAUCUGCGCGUAGUGCUCUCUCCGCUUCUUCUGUUUGUGCUUUCUGUGCUGUAGCAACCUUGAAGUGGAGACCCAACAGCAACGGGGACUGGUCGGAGUCGCUGAAUGGGAAUCACAUCUCUGAAGGUCGGCUCCUGUUCCAGCGAAUCAGUCUGAUAAAUAUGGACGGAGGUGGCAGAUCUAAUGAUGUGCAGGUGGAGCUGGACUCUGUGGAGGCGGAGCUGGAGGAGGUGGAGCUGCAGAUCACAGAGCUCCUGCAGAAGCAGGCUGAGCUGACGGGUCGUAAGGAUGCUCUGCUGCAGCGACUGGGGGAGGCCUGUGAUGCUGCACAGCCGGCAUCCUCAAAGUCAUCUGGAGCUCAUCCAGUACUGAGCAAGCAGGAGAUGCUGCUCUAUGAUAGCACAGAUUUUCCAUGGUCCAAAGAAGUAGAGCAGCACCUGAAGAGCUCGUUCCAUCUCUCCACGUUCAGACCUCUGCAGCUGAGGGCCAUCAACCUGACCCUGUCAGGCAGAGAUCUGUUCCUGGUGAUGCCCACAGGAAGAGGAAAAAGCCUCUGCUACCAGCUGCCUGCAGUCUGCUCCAAGGGUUUUACAUUGGUUGUCAGUCCCCUGGUGUCCCUGAUGGAGGACCAGAUCAUGUCCCUGAAGUCCAUCGAUGUGGCAGCGGUCACGCUGAACGCGUCCAGCAGCAAGGAGCAUGCCAAGACCGUCAUGGCUGGAAUGAUGGAUCCCAAAGCCCCUUUCAAGCUGCUGUACGUGACUCCAGAGAAGAUCGCCAAGAGCAAGCUGCUCAUGUCUCGUCUGGAGAAAGCCCAUAACGCAGACCUGCUGAGUCGGAUCGCCGUGGACGAGGUUCACUGCUGCAGUCAGUGGGGACAUGACUUCAGACCAGAUUAUAAACUGCUGGGCAUCCUGAAGAGGCAGUUCCCCAACGUCCCCCUGCUGGGACUCACAGCCACAGCAACCAGCAGCGUCCUCAAGGACUGUGAGAAGAUCCUGUGUGUGCCACAGCCAAUCACACUGUCUGCAUCCUUCAACCGAACCAAUCUCUACUACGAGGUUCGUAUUAAAGAUUCAAACUAUGAUGCAUCAAUAAGUGACGUUGCGUCUCUGAUCAAGAGCCGAUACAAGGAUCAGUCAGGUAUUGCAGCAAAACCGCAUCAUGCUGAGGAUAUAUAUGUAUGUGUGUGUAUAUGUAUGUGUGUGUGU
Anarrhichthys ocellatus (wolf-eel) is the source of this 1408-nucleotide messenger RNA. Its product is annotated as ATP-dependent DNA helicase Q1. Gene Ontology annotation, molecular function: nucleic acid binding; four-way junction helicase activity; 3'-5' DNA helicase activity. Gene Ontology annotation, biological process: double-strand break repair via homologous recombination. Lineage: Eukaryota; Metazoa; Chordata; Actinopteri; Perciformes; Anarhichadidae. The transcript is spliced from 8 exons. The record is from RefSeq and is a predicted model, not a curated record. Gene Ontology annotation, cellular component: chromosome; cytoplasm. The annotation marks the transcript as partial.